GUGGAAGCCGCCAUAUAUUAAAACCCUCUUUCUCUGCUUCUUUUUCAUUUUUCUUCUUUCUCAAGCUUCUUCCCUCUCCCAACCGAACCAAACCAAAUCACCCUUACAUUCAACUCCUUCUUCCGGCGUUCAGGGGGUCGCAUCGCCGGCGAUUCCCUCCCUUCCCCACCUCUCCACUCUUCAAUUCGACUUUUCCGCUUUCGUCUCACUGAUUCCUUCUUUCAAAAUGCAUCUUAUCGCUUGCUAGGGUUUCCCCACUCCCCAACCUCCCUCCCCGACACCACACUGUACCUUUUCUUCCUCCGACUAUUCAAUUUCGUUGUUAUGGCAAUUCGUGUAACCUUUUCCUUCUCCGGCUAUGUCGCCCAAAAUCUCGUUUCCUCCGCCGGCGUCCGGGUCGCCAAUUCUCGUUGCGUCCAAGAAUGCUGGAUCCGCUCUCGCAUCUUCGGAAUUAACCAGAAACACGACUUAGAUUCCUCCGCCGGCGGAGUCCGCAGUUUCCAUUCCGAUCUCAGAAAGCCCAAGCCCAAUUGCUGGCCCAACACCUCUGCUUGCGCCUACUCCACCCUCACCGGAGAUAUUAUCGGCGACGGCUGCAAGAACCCGAUCAUCUUGGGCUUGAUUUCGUUGAUGAAGUCAACGGUUGGCGUUUCUGGGUCAUCCGCGGCGGCUAUGGGUAUUUUGGGUAUUUCGCCCUUCAAAACAACUUCCAUCAUGCCCUUUUUGCAGGGUUCGAAGUGGCUUCCUUGCAACGAGUCCAUUCCUGACCCUACCACGUGGGAGGUGGACAAAGGAGGCACGCGCCGCGUUGUUGCGAGUGUGGAACCGAAUUUCAACCCCAAUGAUUUUGAGAAGACUAGUUGGCUUUCGCGGUUGAUGAACGUUUGUUCCGAAGAUGCGAAAGCUGCGUUCACCGCUGUUACCGUUAGUUUGCUAUUCAAGUCUUUCUUGGCUGAACCUAGAUCCAUUCCCUCUGCUUCUAUGUACCCUACUCUUGAAGUGGGUGACCGUGUUCUAACGGAGAAGGUUUCUUUCUUCUUUAGAAAGCCUGAUGUUUCUGAUAUUGUGAUUUUUAAAGCGCCUCCUAGUUUGCAGGAAUUUGGUUUUAGUUCAUCUGAUGUUUUUAUUAAAAGGAUUGUAGCUAAGGCUGGGGACACUGUUGAAGUUCGUGGUGGGAAACUACUAGUGAAUGGUGCUGGUGAAGAAGAGGAAUUUGUUUUAGAGCCUCUUGCAUAUGAGAUGGAUCCAGUGGUUGUGCCCGAAGGAUAUGUUUUUGUAAUGGGAGACAAUCGUAAUAACAGCUUUGAUUCUCAUAACUGGGGUCCCCUCCCAAUUGAGAACAUUGUUGGUAGAUCCAUGUUUCGGUACUGGCCUCCAUCCAAGGUAUCUGACAUUGAUACCCCUCGUAAACUCCCAUCUGGAAACAGUCCUGUGGCAAUUUCUUGACAUGAUUCCCACUGCUUCGCGAUGAAGGGUUUGAGAUAUUUUCAUACGUUCUAAAUCGAUGGCUUCUCUCAUUUUGGCCCGGGAGAGUUGAUAUUCAACGAUUCUCCAAGAAGAGCCAGCUUAUCUUGAAUACAGUUUGGGAUGAAUAUCUUAUUCAUUGAUGCGCAUUUGUCAAUGACCUAAUAAUACAUUCAUUAUGCGUUCUUUAAUGCUUUCCUGAGAUGUAUUCUCUUGCCAAAGUUCGGG
Messenger RNA from Abrus precatorius (Indian licorice), 1692 nucleotides. Its product is annotated as thylakoidal processing peptidase 1, chloroplastic-like. Gene Ontology annotation, cellular component: chloroplast thylakoid membrane. The coding region runs from base 325 to 1446 and encodes 373 amino acids. Gene Ontology annotation, molecular function: serine-type endopeptidase activity. The transcript has 6 exons. The record is from RefSeq and is a predicted model, not a curated record. Gene Ontology annotation, biological process: thylakoid membrane organization. NCBI's taxonomy places the organism in Eukaryota, Viridiplantae, Streptophyta, Magnoliopsida, Fabales, Fabaceae.